This is a messenger RNA of Cyphellophora europaea CBS 101466, 2382 nucleotides long. RefSeq lists its product as uncharacterized. The transcript has a single exon. Lineage: Eukaryota; Fungi; Ascomycota; Eurotiomycetes; Chaetothyriales; Cyphellophoraceae. The record is from RefSeq and is a predicted model, not a curated record. The coding region runs from base 1 to 2382 and encodes 793 amino acids.
AUGUCCCGGUCCAAACAACAACUUCCACACUCUCUGAAACAUACAAAAGACGACAUUGACUCCACAGUUCGGCGUCUGGAUGAUCGCAUAAGGCGUCUCGGCGAUUCUACACUGCCUAAGCAGCCAUACUUGCUAUCCGUACCCUCAGACGUCCCAUACAGGCACAACCCACAUUUUGUGCAGACCUGGUAUGUGGGAACGCCGUUCAAGAAGCGAGAGGAGCAGCUGCAGUACAUGAGCUUUCUACCUCAUCAAGGUGAAUACGAAGAUCUGCUCAAGGUCGAGGGUGUUUGGGCCGACGAGAACGGCAGUUUCCUGGACAGCGAACCUUCUACGCGACCAAUUUCUCGCGCCGCGCCCUCAACACCCACAGACCAGACGAAUCGAAAGAAGAUUAGCCUGAAGGACUACAAGAGAGAACGAGUACAGCCUGACUCCGAGAAUACACCUUCAAAAACAGACGAAUUCAAGGACUUGAAGCCGGCCAAACUUCAGGCACCAGAGACAGACAUGCCUUCGCGAUCGCCGGAACCGCCUGUUCGAAAGCCGGUGAAGCAAGAGCGAGGACGAAGCCCGAUCCGAGCCGAAGACAAGAAGAUACAUCCACCUCGACUCGAUGGCCAUGCUUCGCCCCGUCCGAAAGAUACCACUGACAACCCACGACCCUUGAAGAAGCAGAAACUGUCUAACUCCCCGAAACCCACUGUUGAGUCACGCACCGAGACAGACGUUCAGAAACGUAUCCCAAAGCUACUCUCGCCGACUUUGCCCUCAUCCCCAAGUCACGAUCACGCGCUUCCGGAUCUUCUAACGCCCGAUCUCCCGCCCUCGCUACUUCAGGCCUUAGCGACACCUCCCCCCUCGAGCAACGGGGAUUCAAUUCAUCAACAUCAUCGGUCCGAGUCGGUUCGCUCUAUUCUCGGCAUCAUCAAUGAGGAAGGGCCUCGUUCCACAGAAAAAGGUCCACAAUCUGGUUUGCUCGGUGGAAGUAGAGUACGCUCGGAUAGUCAGCACUCAGCGCGCAGUGCUUCAUCCGUUACUGGCAAAGUCCCAACCGCCUCGAAGGCUGGAGGAAAAGGUGGAGUCGUGACUCCGACUCACAGCCGAAGUCCAGGUCCCAGGCAACGACAUAUUAUUGUGCUUAAGUAUGGCAAGAAGAACCGCAAACGGGUUGAAGCCCUUCUCAAGUUUAAGUCAAAACCGAAGGUGGUGUCCAGGGCGGCGGACAACACAGAUUCAUCCCGCCGAGACGGCAAAUCACUUGCUUCGAAGGACGUUGCAAAUCCAUCGCAUCGCGAACGAAGCCCUGAGCGUCGGAUUCCCAGGGCAAAAAUUCCUGCGGCCGAGCCGGUGAAGCGGCCGUCAACCCCCCUUACAAAUGGCCUUCGAGACUCGAAACACUCUGCCAGUCCCACGAGUAAACCACAAAAUGCAACACCUACUUCCAGAACCGCACUGAAAUCCACCGCCAUGCGCCGCGUUGAGUCAGUCGAAGGCAGCAACGCAGAUCCCACCACGCCAGGCGACAAAUCUAUCCGAAGCUCUACACCUCUUUCAACUGAGCGCUCUUCCCGGCCACCCAAAGCAUCUCCCCGUCCCGCCUCUACACCCUCUACCGUCUCUACGUCCGAUGAGGAACGCAUCGCCUGGUCUCGGCUCGACCGCGACCGCGAGUACUUUGCAUUGGGCCGCAAGCUGAAACACGAAGGGGCCGACUUGUUGAACCAUGCUGCCUCUGCCACCGACAUGCACAAGCCCAUGCUUCUGAUCAUUGAGGCAUUGUUGUGUUUUAUGCUCAACACUGCUAUACAAGGUUACGUCCGGCCUCGUGUGGACCCCGGUUGGAGCACGAUUCUCGGAUACUACAACUUCGUGGUACAGAAGACGAGACAUUUUGCACACCUGCACGGCUUGGUGGUGCAGCUAGGCGCCGUGUGUCGAGGCCAUAUUCAGAAGGCGGGCAUGGAACGACUGGGUAGGGAUCCGCUUCCAGAGGAGAUGGCAGGGGCGGCGCCAACGCCCGGAUCUGAUGGAAACACAAAGAGCGAAGAUCACGAGGGCUAUAAGCGUCGGUAUCUACUCUUUAGAGAAGAGUUGAUUCAGAAUACGGAGGAGUUGCAGGCGAGCUGGCUGAAGGGUAGCAGGCUAUUAGGUAUUGAGGUCUUGCAAAGGGAGUAUCCGGAGACGUGGCGUGGGAGGAGCAAGGACUCUGGCGACAGGGGAAAAGAGAAGAUCAAGCCAGAGAAUGGUCUGGCCAAGGGUUACUUCUUACCGGUCGAUCCGGUGACGAAUACCUUUGAGGCGGCGGAAUAUGCUCUGAAGAUUAUGGGCGAAUGGGCGGAUCGUGAGGAUGUGGAUUGGAGAACGAGCGUGCGGCUGUGA